GCACUUGGCACCUGCUGCCUGCUCGGCCGGCCGCGUCCCCGCCCGGGGGUGUGUGUUGGGGGGAGUUCUCUUUCCGACUGUCAAAAUGGUUAUCAAAGUGUUUGUUGCCACAUCUUCUGGGUCCAUAGCGAUUAGGAAAAAGCAACAAGAAGUAGUGGGCUUUUUGGAAGCUAAUAAGAUCGACUUCAAGGAACUAGACAUCGCUGGAGACGAAGACAAUAGGAAGUGGAUGAGGGAGAAUGUUCCUGGAGAGAAGAAGCCUCAAAACGGGAUCCCUUUGCCCCCCCAGAUCUUCAAUGAAGAGCAGUAUUGUGGGGAUUUUGACUCUUUCUUCUCUGCCAAAGAAGAGAAUAUUAUUUAUUCAUUUCUUGGUUUGGCUCCCCCUCCUGGGUCAAAGGUGACAAAGUCGUCCGAGGAAGCAUCUUCCCUUCCCAACGGCGAUGUAGGCAGCGAGGGGCAGAGCGCCACAGAGGCAGCAGAGAAGGCUGAAGAAAGUGGAGAAAAUGAGGCACAAAAAGAGGAGAAGGAGGAUUCGGGCAACCUCGCCGAGUCUUCAGAGAAGAAUAUGGAAGAAGUAACCGAAGAGGGAGCAGAAGGGGAAGCAGAGGAAGAGGAGGCUGAAAAAGAAGAAGAAGCAGGAGAAGAAGAUUCUUAGGCCUUUUCGUGCUUUAUUUCUUCAACUUUUCCAGAAAACUCAAGCCACGAAGCAGCAUUUCAGCCGUCUCCCCUCAAACCAGCCUCAACAAAAUGCUUUGGCGCGAAGCUAGCCCCCCUCUCUCAGCACCCGGGGUUCACUGAGGAGCUGUUACCCGACGGGGGGAGCCGUAUGCGGAUGUGUCUCCCUCAUUGUGUCAACGCGGAACUCUCCGUGAGGACCACACACACGUGCCUCACAUCUCUGGCCUUUGCUUAUGUAUUUGGUCUAAUUUUAUUUUUUGCUCUGCAUGAAUAGAUCUUCUUACUAACACCCUGAAAAAAAAAAAGGAUUUUGAAAAGUGAUUUCACAACAUACAGGUUCUCUUUAUGACGUAAUCAGUGUUCCUUUGUAUGUGCCUCCUGUGACGUGUCUCAGAAUUUGCUGAAAAUAAAGACCGUGGAAAAGAGCUUUCCAGAAAACAAUCUUUCAAAUAAAGAUUAGUAGCAGACA
Messenger RNA from Suricata suricatta (meerkat), 1147 nucleotides. It is a transcript of the gene SH3BGR, whose product is annotated as SH3 domain binding glutamate rich protein. NCBI's taxonomy places the organism in Eukaryota, Metazoa, Chordata, Mammalia, Carnivora, Herpestidae. Gene Ontology annotation, cellular component: cytoplasm. The transcript has 7 exons. The record is from RefSeq and is a predicted model, not a curated record. The coding region runs from base 86 to 655 and encodes 189 amino acids.